This is a messenger RNA of Siniperca chuatsi (mandarin fish), 8237 nucleotides long. RefSeq names its product xin actin binding repeat containing 1 (gene xirp1). Gene Ontology annotation, molecular function: actin filament binding. The transcript has 8 exons. Lineage: Eukaryota; Metazoa; Chordata; Actinopteri; Centrarchiformes; Sinipercidae. Gene Ontology annotation, biological process: actin cytoskeleton organization; actin filament organization. Bases 93 to 7952 code for a protein of 2619 amino acids. Gene Ontology annotation, cellular component: stress fiber; focal adhesion. The record is from RefSeq and is a predicted model, not a curated record.
GCUUUUAUGGCAGCAGAUCUCACAUCCGGAAGCCUUGAAUCACAAGGUGUUAAAGGACUUUGGCCACUAGAAAUUGUUGUGUCUUGUGAGAGAUGCUCCUAAACCACAAGUCACAAAGACAGAGAUGCACAGGGGAAUUCUGCGUCUUCUCUUCAGCUGCUGUUAGAGGGAAAGCUAUGGAGGCAUUUGGUCUGAGGAGAACUCAGUCCCUGAGGAGUCUUUCUGGGGUUCAGGAGAGGUCAUGGGUCAUGCCAGCUCCCACCCACUGGGACAGGAAGUCUGUGUCUCAGCUGGUACAACAUUACCAAAGCUGUGCUGACCUAAGGAGUAUUGAAAAAGUGGAGCAUAAACUCCAGGUGUCAGAAAGCUGUGCGGACAGUCGAUGGAGGAGGCUGGAGAGCAGGGAGAAUGUGGCCCUCUGGGGAUCUGGAAGAAGCUCUAAUCUGGCCAGGAGCCGCUCCAUGGACUUCCUCCCUCAGAGGGAGUCUUCAGGCACCAAAGCUCUGUGUGCCCUGUUUGAGUCCAAGGCCACCCUGCAGCAAAGCUUUAACAGCAGCCCUCGGCUGAACUCAGCAUCUGCUACUCGCAGUAAGACAGGGAGAGACUGCCCUCUGCAGGACCGGAGAAGUCACAACACGCCUUUAAAGGAAACAACCAUUCAGAGAACUGCCCAGGUGGAGAGAGGAAAGGCCAUGAAUGCGCUCCCAGAGUCUUACGACAGAGCAUCCAGAUACUCACACGAUGACAAAUAUAGUCCAUCACUGACUAAGGGGGGCCCCCAGACAACACAAACCAGAGACAGGAUAUCUACUUCCUCCUCAGUGAGAGACAGAUCAACUCUCUAUCUGUCAAGAGCAGCAGCUAUCAACUCCACAGGAGGCUCAACACAGCCAGAAUUCAUUGGUACUCCAGGAACGAGGGCUAAAAACAGUAAGAUGGCUGAAGCAGCCAGGAAAAUCACAGUUUCACAAUCAUCUCAUGAUGAAGACGACCUGCCUCUCCCCCCACCUCCUCCCGUACCACCUAGACCCCUCGACUAUGAAGGGCCUUCAGCAUUAAGUAGCCUCCCUGUGCCUCCACCUAAAGAAACCUUUUCCACGUUCUACCAGCAACGGCAGAAGAGUGAGCUGAAGAGGCUCUUUAAACACAUCCACCCAGACCUACGGGCAAGUCUCGAUGAUGCUGUGGAUGAUGAAAUAAUGAAGGCAGUGCAGUCAGAAAACACUCAGGCAGGGGAUGCACCUUAUCAGGGUGAAGUGCAGUCCAUGAGGUGGAUCUUUGAGAACUGGACUCUGGACAAUAUUGGGGACCCUCAUGCAACCAAGAAGCUGCUGUAUGAUGAGGAGUUGAAAGGUGGAGACGUCAGAGGCACCUCCUCUAUGUUUGAGCACAUUGACAGCACUGGACAAAUGUCUGCUAAAAGACAGACUUCUGUCAGAGGGGAUGUGAGAACAUCAAUGUGGCUGUUUGAGACCCAGCCCUUAGAUUCUCUAAAUCAAUCAAAAAUAGAAGAAGGUGAACUGGUCGAAGCAGUGCUCAAAGAACCCAUCCAGCCAGGAGAUGUGAGAGGGACUCGGCUGCUUUUUGAGUCUAAACCAUUGAGUGACUUGGGACGCUGCAACUCCAUAGAAGACCAUAGCUUCCUCAAACUGAGAUCUGAGCUUCAGGAGCAGAAAGGAGAUGUCCAGAAGACUGUAAAACUCUUCCAGGCAGAACCUUGCUGUGUCAUCAGAGACAACAGUGGCAAUAUCCAUGAGAUUAAAUCCAUCUGCAGGGAAGAGAUCAACAGCAGCAACAUCAGCACUGCCCGUUGGCUUUUUGAAACCCAGCCUUUGGAUCUGAUUAAUAAGGGAACCGAUGGGGUGAAAAUAAUUCGGGGUAUAUCUCUGGAAGAGGGGCACAGAGGAGGAGUUGACCAAAAGAGGUGGAUGUUUGAAACUCAGUCAUUUGACACAAUACAAGAGGUUGUGGGAAUGGACAAGUUUGAAGGAACGGUGACUGAAUGCGCAGGAGAGGCCGACGUCGACAACAAGAGGAGGCUCUUUGAGAUGCAACCCUUGGCAGCACUAAAAGGAGACUCUGCAGAAAAGUCUUUGGAAAAGGAAGAAAUUAUUGGGGGAGAUGUCAAGACUUCUCUGUGGCUAUUUGAAACUCAACCCAUGGAGACCCUUAAUGAUAGCUAUGAAGUUGGGCGUUUGAAGAAAGUUACCCUUUCAGCUGAAGAACAAGGAGAAGUAAAAGGCAAAAAACAAAUAUUUGAGAGCAGUAUUCAAAAGAACACCUCAUUGAAGGAGCAAGAGAUUGAAAAGGGCGAUGUUAAGGGAUUCAAACAUCUUUUUGAAACAAUUCCUCUGAGCAAAAUUGCUCGUUCUGAUGAGGAAAUUAUUGAGAAGGAAAAUGCUAUUGCAGAAGGAAAUGUAAAAGGUAACAAAGCAAUGUUUGAGACACCUCCUUUAUAUGCAAUAAAGGACAGCUCUGGAAACCUCCAUAAGGUCACAACAGUCAGCCGAGAAGAAUUCAUCAAAGGGAAGGUCCAAAACUAUAAGUGGAUGUUCGAGACCAAGCCUUUAGACGAGCUUGUAGAGGGAAAAGAAAAUGUGGAGGUAAUCAAAGGCAUCACCAGACAGGAGGAUACAAUGGGCAAUUUCAAGAUGGCAAAGUGGCUUUUUGAAACACAAACAAUAGAUGGGAUCCAUUCCAAGUUCAACCAGACAGAGCAGAAUGCUUCUGUAGAAGAGGAGCCUCGUAAAGGUGAUGUCAAGACCUGUAAAUGGUUAUUUGAGACACAACCAAUGGACAUUUUGUAUGACAAAUCAGAAAAUAUAAACGAUAAAGAAGCCAUUGACAAUACCAAUGUCAAGUCCAUUACUUGGCUUUUUGAAUCACAGCCUCUAGACAGCAUCAAAGAUGGGAAAGAGUACAAUUUGAAGCUAUGCAGCACCAUACAGGAUUCUGUCAAAUCGGAGGUUGGGGUUCAAACAGCCAAACAUCUUUUUGAAACAGAAACCUUGGAUAGAAUAAGAAAGGAUGUAAAUUCUGAACACAAUGUGAGGUGUGUUAGCCAGGUAAACUUUCAAUCUGGAGAUGUCUCACGAGUCAAAGAACUUUUUGAAUCCCAGUCCCUCGAUGAAAUAGGAUCAGAAAUGGUGACAACAUCUGAUGAACAGAAACAAGAUGAACACGUUGAAAAGGGUUCAGUACAUACAUUUACUUGGAUGUUUGAGAACUGUCCCAUGAACCUGAUCAAUAAGGACAACGGUGAUGCAAACAUUCAGAAAGUCAGUGGUGCAGAGAGUGGUGAUGUACAGAACAAAAAGUUUAUAUUCGAAACCUCCUCACUGGACAAAAUCCAUGACCAACCCCUUGAACAGAAGUCAGACUCUGUAGAACAGUCUAUGAGCAAUGUUGACGUAAAGACAAGCACCAUGAUGUUUGAGUCCCUGCCACUGUAUGCCAUCAGAGACAAAGAGGGCCAGUUUCAUGAGGUUACAACUGUGAAAAAAGAGGAGGUAAUGAGUGGUGAUGUAAGAGGAGCAAGGUGGAUGUUUGAGACAAAACCCCUUGACGCCAUCAAGGCAGAGAAUGAAGUUUAUGUGAUCCGAGCUGUCACCCAAGAAGAUGUCAAGAAAGGAGAUGUCAAAUCAGCCAGAUGGAAGUUUGAGACACAACCUUUGGACUCCAAUACCAGCCGAGAUGAACCAUCUGUUAGGGUCAUUGAAGACUUAGGAAGCAAUGUGCAGCUCAAUAAACAGAUAUUUGAAUCUGAGCAGUCAUGCAAGCAAUUCGUACGAAUGGUUAGUGUCACUGAUGUCCAGCAUGGUGAUGUCAGGACCUCCACCUGGCUCUUUGAGAAUCAAACCAUUGACAGUCUGAAAGGGGAACCUCAGGAGCAAGGUCCAGUAAAAACAGUCCACAGAGAAGACAGCCAGAAAGGAGAUGUUAAACGCUGCACUUGGCUGUUUGAAUCGCAGCCACUGGACAAGAUCAAGGAGUCUGAGGAUACCUCAGAGCAAGGUACUGAGAAGGAGAUACCAAAAGCUGAUGUGAAGUGCACUACCUGGCUCUUUGAGACCACGCCACUGGACAAAAUCACUGCCAACAGUGUUGCUGACACCCUGUCCUAUCUGUAUCAAAAGACUUUUGUUCACUCAAGCGGCAUCAUAAUAGAAGCAAAUGAGAGUAGAAAUGUUAACAUGGCAAAAUAUCUGCUGGAAAGUAACAAGGGUGUGCAAAUCCAGAAAGAAGAGGUUGUUGGGGGUAACAUCAGGAACAUCAUGUUACAACUCUUACUCAAACCAACCCUAAAGCCCCAAGUUAGUCUCCUUAGAGAAGUAGAGAUGGGUGAAAUGAAUACCACAGUAGUAGAACUUCCAGUCUACCAGUCAGCCACAACUAUCAACCUUGAGAGGGAUCAAAGAAUACAAAACAUUGUCCAGAUGAUCGAUGAAUUGCUUGUUCAAGAUAAGGAUUUGAAAAAAGGAAUCAUAAUGCAAGAGACUGCCGGGGGACAAGCAGAGAUGUCAGUUUAUUCACUCAUCUGCAAUUGUGAAACCAAAACUGAAAGUCACGUUAUAGAGAAGGGAGAUGUAAAGUCUACGAUUGGAAAUCUGUUAGCUACUGCCAAUAGUCAGAGGACUGCAGCUUCUUGCAGAGUGGAUGAAAAUGAAAAGGGAAAUGUGAAUUUGUACAAAAGUUGCAUUGAGAAAGGAGAUCUGCACUAUCUGAAAAGUCUUCAUACAGAGACAUCAGGAGAUGAAGUUGAUCACAGCCUUCUGGCUGAGGAGCACAUUGAAAUAGUUCAGGGGGAUGUGAAGGAAGCAAAGAGAAGUCUCUGUCAGCGAAAAGAGCAGGUAGAGCGAACCAUUUCUGAUGUUUUGCCAGGGGAUGUAAAGAACACCAAAAAAGUUUUUUCGUCAGAGUGCCUUCUCAGUGUUGAAAACUGUGUUCCAAAGGAAGAAAUAAUCCCUGGGGAUGUCUCAUCAGCAAAGCAACAACUUGCAGUAAAGCCACCCAUCAUGGUAGAAAAAGAGGAAAUUGUGGCUGGGGACAUCAAGGCAACAAUGCAGUCAUUAGAACGUGCAAAGCAACAGAGCCUGUGUGUGGAGCGGGAGAUCAUUAAACCUGGAACUAUCUAUGACAUGAACUUGUCAGCUGAAGGUCCUGAAAUAGAAGGAAGCCAAGCACAAAAAGAGGUCAUUGUAUCCGGAGAUGUGAAAGCAGCUAAAAAGUCCCUUGAAAUAGCUAAGCAGAAUAGCAUGCUAGUGGAGCGUGAAGUCAUUGUCCCUGGAAAAAUAUACAACGUGAAUGUCACAGCACAAGAGGAAAGCUCCUCAGCAGUGAUACAAUCUACAUGUUUGUCUUCCUCCAGAUGCCAGCAAAUCAAGACUUAUCCAAAGGUCAGUGAUGCAGAGAAAGAUCAGGAAAGCCAUGUUUCCUCUGAGGCUUGUCAACAAAGUGCAGUUAUAGUCAGUAAUUGUGCACCAGAAUCACUGCCAUCUUUUGUAAGUUGUGAGUGUAAUGGUCAGACAACAGAAGAUGAGACAGAAGAAGUUAUCAGUGGAGAUGUGAAGGCAGCUAUUAGGUCUCUGCAGAGUGCAGCAACAGAGCAGAAGCUCCUAGAUAAAGAAGAUAUUGUAAGAGGUAAUGUCCAAUUGGCUCUGCAAUCUCUUGAGAAGUCUAGUGUAAAUGUAUCCAAAGGAGACUAUAAAGCUGCAAUGAUAUACAGGAAUUCAGGGAGGGCUGGUUCAGGGAGGAGCAAGACUGUUCACAAGCAGUGUGUUGUGGUGUCUAUGCCUCCAUCUGACACAAAAUUGUCUCCUUCAAUUUCAGUAACCUGUGAAGGACAACCAUCAAUCACAACACAGAAUUCAACAAUCAACCCUGUAGCAAAUGGAAACUCUAAAUCAUCCAGCGCUGAGAGUGUAACUCCACCUCCACUCCCCCAAAAGACAAGUGAGAAAUCACAGAAGCCAGCUUUACCGCCAAAGCCACAAUGGACAAAAUCAGUAGUUGUGGAAGAACAGAAUAUUUCACCAACAUCUCCUCCUGAAGUUGCUUGCCCCAUAAGAAAGCAAAGCGCAGUGAUUCCUCCAAAACAAAGCAAACUGUUUCCUACACCUUCUUCAGAUAAACUACAAGAAACCACAACACGUGACAAAAUCAGUAAAGAGACCUUACAUGAAACAUACCACCAAAACUGUGUUGAUGAAGCAGUGCAAGACUCAAAUCAAACAAUUCAACGACUACCAAUGGACUCAAAGGUUCAGGGAAUUAAGAAGAAAAAGAAAACAGCACCAUUUACAGGGAGCAAAUCAGACUGCCAAGUAAUGACGUCAAACAGUACUGAAGUGGAAAUGGAGAGAAAUGUAAUAAAGAAAAUCAAUGCAGCUGAGGAAAUACAAAUGUGCAUGAAGAAUUAUGCAGAAGAUGGCAAACAUGAAAUGAACAUGAGCUUGCAGCAUACUCUACAGAACUUUGAAAGAAAGGAUAGUGAGACUCUGGACAAAAGAGCCCCUUUGUUGUCCAAGAAGGUAAACGUAAUAAAUGAUAAUGUUAGUGACCAUAAACAAACCAACAAAACCACUGCUCAACAACACAAAUCCCAUCUGCAUCCACAACCUCCCCAAAAACAACACAACACUGACGACACAGUGCAAACAUUAGAGACCAAAAGUCUAAUUGAUGCAUGUCAUAUACAGCAAAAUGACCUCAUUGAAAAGCAACCCAAAAUUGAGGAUAAAGUUGUUUUAAGAGAGAAGAAAGUAAAGGAGACAGAUGAUGAAAGACGACAAAGGCUUUCUGUCCACAAGGAGGAGAUUAUGAAAGGAAAUGUGAAAGCGGCCAUGGAAAUCUUUGAAAAUUUGAGAAAACGAGAAGAACUUAAAGGAAUCCUGUCUCAAGUACAAGAGAUAGAGGGAGAGACCAGCAGUGCAGACGUUGGCUCCUUGAAGACAUUAUAUGAAAAUGUCCCUGCUUGGAUGGUUACACCAAGUAGAAAUGCAAAGCAAAGUAAAACAGAGGAAAAGAAAGUUGAAGUAGAGACACAGGAUGAUGAUCUAGAAAGCAUAUCCUCAGUUGAGACUGCAUUUGAAGAUCUGGAAAAGGCAAGCAAGGAAAUAAUGAAUCUGAAGGAACAAACGCUAACAAAACUUCUUGACAUUGAAGAGGCAAUUAAAAAGGCUUUGUACUCUGUCUCCAAUCUGAAAUCUGAGGCUGACAUUGCAGGGUUGUCAGGACUGUUUGAUGAAUCUUUGAAAUCUGAGCAAAACUUUCAACCUGCCAACAACAUCAGGAAAAUAAGUAUUGUGUCAAGCAAGGUCAAAUCAGGUCAAAUCAAAGAGACAUCUGACAUGAAUAUGCAAACAGUUUCAGAUUCAAGUCCUUCUAAACAAGAAGUGCCCAGACAAGUACACAAGCCACUCAUCAGACAGUCCUCUUCCCAGUCUUCCCCAUCAUUCAUCUCCAUUCACUCAGCUGCCAGAAAGCCUGCCGAACAACCGAGGUCUCCCAUGUUAACAUUUAAACCAAAAACAGAGGUUAAUUCUCAAAGUUACCAUGAUGCAAAUAGUGAUCUGGGACAGGAUUCUGCUGCUGCUGAAUCCUCAAAAAAUUGUCAAAGUCCUGCACAACGCAAGGUCAGUGUGCUCGAAGUGAAAACCGUUCCAGAGCAACCCGCAGGAAUAAUUGGCACAAAGACUGUCAGUGAAACAUACGAAGAGACCGAUGGCUUUGGCAAUGUAUUUGUUUCUUCUGUGACUUCAACAUUUGUCACCAAACAGUCUGACAGUAAAUCAUCUGCACUGUUUGAAGUAGUUGGGAGUCCAGCCAGAUAUGAAGUCAUGACAUCCCCAUUAAUUCGAAGAUCUGGUCGCCCUUUUGAAGAUAAAGUGAGCAACGCCAAGGAGGAAGGGACGGUGUUUGUAACGUUCAGCCAACCAAAGGAAAAGCACUAAAUAAGACAGUGUGUUUCCCACUCCUUUAAUUUUAGAAAAGCAGUUAUUAAAUUUUUGCAUUUAUUACAUUAUGCUUUCAUGAAAAGGUUUUGUUAGUCAUAAAAUUGAUUUUAUGAACUCAUGAAAAUGUUGACUUAAUUAAAUAAAAUGUGUCUGAUAGAUUUUAUACUGUAACCACAUGAGUGUUAAGUUCUUUUCGUAAAGCUAAUAUGGUUGAUGCUGUAUGUUCUGUUGUGUAAAUUGUCGAAUAAAUAAUAGUUUAGAAGAUGUGAUUGUAAAAAAUGA